AUGGCCGUGCAGACCUACGGUCGGAUGAAGAGAGCUGGCUUCCAAGCCGACGAACAGGUCUAUGAUGCUGUCCUUAGAGCUUGUGCUGCGGGUGGCCUCUGGAAGCGGGCCAUCUUCAUCAUCAAUGCCAUGAUCCAGGCAGGGCUGACUCCCAGCGCCUCCGCCUACAGCAGCGCCAUAGCUGCUUGUAGCGAAAAGCAGGGCAGGAGAAGCAUUGCCCUCUUUGCUGAGAUGCUCAGCAAGGACCUGUCCCCAACCCCAGCAGCCUUUGUCGGUGUCAUGACCGCGCAUGAGAAGGAGGGCUCUUUUGACAUGGUGCUGAAGACUUUCGAUGACAUGAAGGCCCAGCCGGGCUGCCGCUUGACUUACGCCGCCUUUGCCGCGGCCAUGCGAGCGCACGCGGGGCUCCAGCAGCCGGAUGACAGCGACACCCUGCGUCGCGGCACAGCCCGGAAGCAGCUCACCCUCUUUGACCAGAUGUUGGCCCGGCACCGCACACAACCCAGCGCAGAAUGCCACAGCCUAGCAGCUCAGGCCCAUGCAACCUGCUUGGAGGCCGUGAAGGGUGUGAAGGUUCUAGAGCAGGCCCUUGAUGGUGGGCUUGUUCCCAGCGGGGCAGCUUGCGAGGCUGUUUUGGCAGGCCUGGAGAACACCCGAGAUGGGGAGGCCAGCGAAGAGCAGAAGAAGAGGCUCUAUGAAGCUGGCAUUGAGGGCUACCUCCCCAACGGGAAAGAUGCAUGGCGAUUGCUGAACCAGAUGGCACAAGCUGGCUACACCUGCCGCCAAGGCAUCUACGAGCGGAUCGUUCAAGAGGCAACAUCUGCCAAGGUCUCUACAGCAGUCUAUGAGGACCUUCGGAGACUGGACCUGGAACCAGAGCCCGAAACUGAGGUGGCGGCUAUGGGAGCCUUCGUGGACCAGGCUGCCUGGGCGCAAGCUUUGGAGAUUUUCGAAGACCUGCGGCAAUUGGGCAAGCUGGCGCCAAAAGGUCGCUCAUUGGACCUUCUAGAGGCCGCGGGUUUGGCUGCGCUGAAGGCUUGCGAAACUGCCGGACUGGCGCAGGAGGCUCUGGGCGUCAUCGAGCAGGUGCGCUUCCGUGGCCUUGUUCUGGGCCCACGCCUGUUCGAGGCAGGCAUCGCCGCCUGCGCGGCUGGAGGCCAGCUGGAGCCGGCACGGCUGCUGCUGGCGAAGAUGAAAGGCGCUGGCUACGAGCCCUCGGAUACAGCAUUGGAAGCCUGCCAGCUGGACUCCUACAUCGAUCAGGUUGAGGAGGCCGAGCGGCGCGGGGAAUUGCCGGAGGAAAAGAUCCUCCAGCGGGCCAUCCAGGAGGCAAAAGAUGCCGACGAUCUUGAGCUAGCGCGCGACCUCACAAUGAAGCUGAGAGUCGCCAAGACGGGCGUGGAGGAGGAGCGCUGGAAGUGA
Molecule: messenger RNA, 1422 nt
Organism: Symbiodinium pilosum
Lineage: Eukaryota; Dinophyceae; Suessiales; Symbiodiniaceae
Source: the annotation of a GenBank genome assembly